Molecule: messenger RNA, 2411 nt
Organism: Sciurus carolinensis (gray squirrel)
Lineage: Eukaryota; Metazoa; Chordata; Mammalia; Rodentia; Sciuridae
Gene: Ascl1
Product: achaete-scute family bHLH transcription factor 1
Exons: 2
Coding region: 537-1244 (235 amino acids)
Biological process (GO): developmental process; regulation of transcription by RNA polymerase II
Molecular function (GO): RNA polymerase II transcription regulatory region sequence-specific DNA binding; protein dimerization activity; DNA-binding transcription factor activity, RNA polymerase II-specific
Source: RefSeq, a predicted model, not a curated record
GAAGGAAAUAAGAAAGAAAGGGGGUUAACAAAAUAAUAAAAACAGCCUGAGCCACGGCCGGAGAGACCAGGACCAGGCGCAAGAGAGAGCAACCUUUAGGGAGAAAGGAUCCGGAGACGCGAGACUCUGCAGAGCUCACUCUGCACUGACUUUUACUACUUCUUCUUUUUUUUUUCUUUUUUGUUUUUCUUUCUUUCUUCUUCUUCUUCUUUUUAAUAGCAAGAAGGAGCUAGCGACAGCCUCACACGCGAGCGCCACGCGAGGCUCCCAAAGCCAACCCGCGAAAGGAGGAGGGGAGGAGGAGGAGGAGGAGGAGGAAAAGAGGGAGGAGAAAAAGCAUUUGCACCUUCUUUGCUCUCUAAGAAGUCUCCCGGAGAUUUUGCAUUUUUUUUUAAACUUCCCUCUGAGCUCCCACUUUUUCUCACCCCUUCUUCCCUCUCUGUUCGUGCACCCAAGUUCUCUCUCUACCCCUCGCGUGCCCCGCACCUUGCGUCCGGGCUCACUCUGAUCCCGCGACUCCUUGGCCGCCGCUGCGCAUGGAGAGCUCUGCCAAGAUGGAGAGCGGCGGCGCCGGCCAGCAGCCCCAGUCGCAGCCCCAGCAGCCCUUCCUGCCGCCGGCAGCCUGCUUCUUUGCCACGGCUGCAGCCGCGGCGGCCGCAGCAGCCGCAGCGGCAGCUCAGAGCGCGCAGCAGCAGCAGCAGCAGCAGCAGCAGCAGCAGGCGCCGCAGCUGAGCCCGGCGGCCGACGGCCAGCCCUCAGGGGGCGGUCACAAGUCAGCGCCCAAGCAAGUCAAGCGACAGCGCUCGUCCUCUCCGGAACUGAUGCGCUGCAAACGCCGGCUCAACUUCAGCGGCUUUGGCUACAGCCUGCCGCAGCAGCAGCCGGCGGCCGUGGCGCGCCGGAACGAGCGCGAGCGCAACCGUGUCAAGUUGGUCAACCUAGGCUUUGCCACCCUCCGGGAGCACGUCCCCAACGGCGCCGCCAACAAGAAGAUGAGCAAGGUGGAGACGCUGCGCUCGGCGGUCGAGUACAUCCGAGCGCUGCAGCAGCUGCUGGAUGAGCACGACGCGGUGAGCGCCGCCUUCCAGGCUGGCGUCCUGUCGCCUACCAUCUCUCCCAACUACUCCAACGACAUGAACUCUAUGGCCGGUUCUCCGGUCUCCUCCUACUCGUCCGACGAAGGCUCUUAUGAUCCUCUCAGCCCGGAGGAGCAAGAGCUGCUAGACUUCACCAAUUGGUUCUGAGGGGCUCGGCCUGGUCUGGCCCUGGUGUGAAUGGACUUUGGAAGCAGCGUGACCGCACCACCUGCAUCUUUAGUGCUUUCUUAUCAGCGAUGUUGGGAGGGAGAAAAAAGAAGAAGGAAAGAAGAAGGACAUACACACACACACACACACACACACACACACACACACACACACCAAGAACAGGCCACCAGCCCCAACGCCCUCUGAUGCAUGCCUGAGAGACAAGGAUCUCAGGAAACAAGGAUGUGCCCAGAACAGCAUCUUUGCACUCCAAUCACUCACGGAGAUAUGAAGAGCAACUAGUACCGGAGUGUCUGUGCAAGACGCAGCUGGUGUGCAAAAACAGCGGUCUCCCUGCGGAAGGGAGCAGCGCAUGCCCUGUAGUAACUCCCACCCACCGCUAAGAAGAGUUGAAAGCACUUGCUCCGGUGCUUUCACCUCCCCGCCCUCUCUCAAAGCGCAGUUCUUAGCCCUUUAGAAUUGGGUUGGUGUCUCUGGUCUCAGUAACCCUCAUCCCAAUAAGCUGUGGAUAUCUGUCUGCAGUGAAACUAUGCUAUACUCAGUACUUUGAAAUCCUACCCAGUCCCCGGGGUCCCUCCCCAAACCCUACUUUCUCCCUGGUACCAUCUUUUCUACUGUUUUCAUCAUAGAAGGCUUCCAAUCUUUUGUGAAUUUUUUUUAUUAUAAGAAAAAUCUAUUUGUAUCUAUCCUAACCAGUUUGGGGAUAUAUUAAGAUAUUUUUGUACAUAAGAGAGAAAGAAAGAGAAAAAAUUUAUAGAAGUUUUGUACAAAUGGUUUAAAAUGUGUAUAUCUUGAUACUUUAACAUGUAAUGCUAUUACCUCUGCAUAUUUUAGAUGUGUAGUUCACGUUGCGACUGCCAUUUUCCCUAUGUGGUUUUGUAAAGAACUCUCCUCAUAGGUGAGAUCAAAAUGCCACCAGAUGUACUUCAGCACCAAUGUGUCUUACUUUAUAGAAACGUUUUUAAUGUAUUAAUGAUGUUAUUAAAUACUGUUCAAGAAGAACAAAGUUUAUGCAGCUACUGUCCAAACGCAAAGUGGCAACCAGCUGGUUUUGAUGGGUUGCCUUUUGGAAAUUUCUACCACUGCCUUUUUUUUUUUUUUUUCUUACUGUUUUAUUACAAACUUACAAAAAUAUGUAUAACCCUG